AUGGGCAGAUCCGGUUCAGGGAAGUCAUCAAUGAGGUCAAUUAUUUUCAGUAAUUAUUCAGCUUUUGAUACAAGAAGAUUAGGUGCAACUAUUGAUGUGGAACAUUCACAUUUAAGAUUUUUGGGAAAUAUGACCUUAAAUCUUUGGGAUUGUGGUGGGCAAGACGUAUUCAUGGAAAAUUACUUUACAAAACAAAAAGAUCAUAUUUUUCAAAUGGUACAAGUAUUAAUUCAUGUUUUCGAUGUAGAAUCACAAGAAGUUAUCAAAGAUAUUGAGAUAUUCAUGAGAUCUUUAAAACAGUUAAAAAAAUACUCUCCAGACGCUAAAAUAUUCGUUCUUUUACAUAAAAUGGACUUAGUACAAACUGAUAAAAGAGAUGAAUUAUUUCAAAUAAUGAUGAAUAAAUUACAACAAACCUCUUCAGAAUAUGGCUUCAAUGAUUUGGUCGGCUUCCCAACUUCAAUUUGGGAUGAAUCAUUAUACAAAGCGUGGUCACAAAUAGUUUGCUCCCUAAUACCAAAUAUGAAAGAUCAUCAAACAAAUUUAAUUAAAUUUAAAUCAAUUUUAAAUGCUUAUGAAAUCAUUCUUUUUGAAAAAAGUACUUUCUUAGUGAUUUGUUCAUCAAAUGGUAAUAUGGGUUCACAAUCAAAAAGCUUAUUAAAUAAUGAAUUAAACCUAGAUCCAAAAAGAUUCGAAAAAAUUUCAAAUAUAAUGAAAACUUUCAAACAAAGUUGUACAAAAUUGAAAAGUGGAUUCACUACUUUAAUUUUAAAUGAUUCAAUUUACGUCACCGAAAUUUCUUCAAAUAUGGUUUGUUUUAUUGUGUUAAAUGAUACGGACCAACCAAAGGAAAUAAUUAUGGAAAAUAUUCAAAAGGCCAAAAAAGAGUUUUUCUGA
Kazachstania africana CBS 2517 is the source of this 897-nucleotide messenger RNA. It is a transcript of the gene GTR1, whose product is annotated as Rag GTPase GTR1. Gene Ontology annotation, cellular component: Gtr1-Gtr2 GTPase complex; nucleus; fungal-type vacuole membrane. The record is from RefSeq and is a predicted model, not a curated record. Gene Ontology annotation, biological process: cellular response to amino acid stimulus; positive regulation of TOR signaling; cellular response to starvation. Gene Ontology annotation, molecular function: GTP binding; GTPase activity. NCBI's taxonomy places the organism in Eukaryota, Fungi, Ascomycota, Saccharomycetes, Saccharomycetales, Saccharomycetaceae. The coding region runs from base 1 to 897 and encodes 298 amino acids. The transcript has a single exon.